GAUCUUGAGAUGCACUGCAUUUUCACCAUACACUGGUCUGCUUUUCUUUUUUUGCAGGUCUUCUAAAGGAAAAAUAAGAUGAAGUUGGGAAUCUUCACCCUGUUGUUGCUCCUGCCUCUGGCCUCAUCCUAUAACAGUAAGGUGUUUUUGUUCCCUGGGGAGUCCAACUCUGCCUAUGUGCGCCUCACUCCGAAGAAACCUCUGAAUUUACAGGCCUUCACGCUCUGCAUGCGCGUCGCCACUGAACUCAACAGCCAGCGAGAGACCAUCCUGUUUGCUUAUCGCACUCAACACUAUGAUGAGCUCAACGUGUGGCAAGAAAAAGGAAGACUCUCUCUUUACCUGAGAAGCAGCGGGGAUGCUGCUAUGUUUACUCUACCACCAUUGAACGCGUUCCCCACUCACCUGUGUGUCACCUGGGACUCGAGCACUGGGGCCACUGCAUUUUGGGUGGAUGGACGCCGCAGCAUGCUGAAAAUCUACAGACGUGGCCAUCGUGUUAGUCCGGAUGGAGCUAUAAUUCUCGGACAGGAUGCGGACUCGUAUCUGGGCAGCUUUGACAUUAAGCAGAGCUUCGUGGGUGAAAUUACAGACGUACAGAUGUGGGAUAGUGUGCUGAGUGCAGGUCAGAUUAAGCAGCUGUAUGAGAAACACUGUGAUGCUCCGAGUGGGAAUGUGCUCGACUGGAAUUCUCUCGUGUACCAAAUCUCCGGGAAUGUGGUUGAGGUGUCUGAGCUAGAUGUCUAGCUACAAAAGUCACUUUGUCUGACACUUGGUUCUCAAUUUCUCUCCUUUGAUUUCAAUUUCAAAUCAAGUAUGUGAUUAUAAUUACUGACUAAUCAGUGUGUGAUUAAGGUAGAAAAUGUAUUUUUAGAAAAAUAUCCAUUUUCGGUGUGAAAGGGGAACCUCUGCAUCUCAAAUUAAAAUGCAUAUUAAUAUGGUCGGAGUUGUCACCUAGUUGUUGAUUUGUCACCACAGAAAAACAGACCAGAGGAGAUUUAAAUUGUUAUUUGUAUGAUGUUAGUUUUGAGUUUUGGCUUUCUUUCCAUGUUAAUUUUCAUGUCUAACUUUAAAUCUAUGCAUGUUAAAAAUUGUUGGAGGAAUUCUUUGAAUAAA
Molecule: messenger RNA, 1116 nt
Organism: Pangasianodon hypophthalmus (striped catfish)
Lineage: Eukaryota; Metazoa; Chordata; Actinopteri; Siluriformes; Pangasiidae
Product: pentraxin fusion protein-like
Exons: 3
Coding region: 79-747 (222 amino acids)
Source: RefSeq, a predicted model, not a curated record